GGAAGUUGCACGGGCAGCCUCUUUGCUAGAAGGCCCAGAGCCAGUUAAAGCUGGGCUCUUUGCGUGGGGCCGGCCGGCGCAUUCCGCAUCCUCUCCUCCCACUCGUCGCGCGCUCUGCGGCAGCAGCCCGGGAGCUCGCGCACGAGGCAGCACGAGACCCAUUGCGCUGCAGCCCGGAGCUCACGCCGCGGCGCGGCACUGGAAGCUCUCGGCGGCGGCCGGGAGCUCGCGCCCCAGGGAGCGGCGCGGGACUCUCCUCGCCCGGCGUUCAGCAGCAGCCCGGGAGCUCGCGCACCGGACAGCAUGAGCCGCUCCGCUCAUUCUCCGCGUUAGAGGCUCAGCGGAACGAACGCUCGGUAAAAGGGCAGUUAGCAGUAACCUCGCGAGAGUCGGGCGCGGGCGGGGGGGACUGAGCAGGCGCUAUGGCUGCGGCGGCGGCAGCGACGGUUGGGAACGGAGCCGUCACCCCGGCGAUCGGCGGCUCCUUCGCCGGUUCCUAUCGCCCCUUUGAGCCCCAGGCGCUGGGCCUGAGCCCCAACUGGCGCCUGACGAGCUUCUCCGACAUGAAGGGAUGAGGCUGCAAGGUCCCCCAGGAGGCGCUGCUCACGCUCCUGGCGGGACUGACGCGGCCGGAGGAGCGGCCCCCGCGGGCCCCCGGCCUAGGCCUCGGCUUCGGGGACAGCGGCGCGGAGGAGGCUGCGGGGCCGGUCGCCCAGGAGCCGGGGCCCGAUGCCGGGCCCUUCGUGCCGUCGGCGGCGGGCGCCAGCCCCUCCCCCCCCACCCUCGGCAUAGGAAUGGACUCCUGCGUGAUCCCUUUGAGACACGGAGGGCUUUCCCUUGUGCAGACCACGGACUUCUUUUACCCUUUGGUCGAAGACCCCUACAUGAUGGGACGAAUCGCGUGUGCCAAUGUGCUGAGUGAUCUGUACGCCAUGGGCAUUACCGAGUGUGAUAAUAUGCUGAUGCUACUCAGUGUCAGCCAAAAGAUGAAUGAGGAGGAGAGAGAGAAGAUCAUGCCUCUCAUGAUCAAAGGCUUUAGGGAUGCGGCCGAGGAAGGAGGGACAUCAGUGACUGGGGGACAGACCGUGAUAAACCCCUGGAUCAUAAUUGGGGGUGUCGCUACUGUGGUCUGUCAACCUAAUGAGUUCAUCAUGCCAGAUAGUGCAGUUCCUGGGGAUGUGCUGGUGUUGACCAAACCCUUAGGAACCCAAGUGGCAGUCAAUGCCCACCAGUGGCUGGAUAAUCCAGAGAGGUGGAAUAAGAUCAAGUUGGUGGUAACCAGAGAAGACGUGGAAUUGGCCUAUCAGGAGGCUAUGUUUAGCAUGGCCAUGCUGAACAGAACUGCGGCUGGAUUAAUGCACACUUUUAAUGCCCAUGCCGCUACUGAUGUCACUGGCUUUGGAAUCUUGGGACAUGCUCAGAAUCUUGCAAGGCAACAAAGAAGUCAAGUAUCCUUUGUCAUUCAUAAUCUCCCAAUCAUCGCUAAGAUGGCUGCUAUUAGUAAGGCCAGUGGGCGAUUUGGUCUUCUCCAGGGAACAUCGGCAGAAACUUCUGGGGGUUUACUGAUUUGUUUGCCCCGAGAGCAUGCCGCUCGCUUCUGUGCUGAAAUUAAGUCUCCUAAGUAUGGAGAGGGUCACCAAGCAUGGAUUAUUGGCAUUGUGGAAAAAGGAAACCAGACAGCCCGCAUCAUCGACAAACCAGGGAUUAUUGAAGUCACACCACGUGGAGCCACUGUACCUCUUCAUCCCAAUAAUUCCCAUGCUAGCCUUGAGCCUGGUUCAUGAGAUGGCAAAGCAGCAUUUAUUUGGACCUUAUAGACUUGGACACAAUCAUGGAUCAUUUUAAAGGACUACUUAUUGUUUUGGGGGAGGGGAAAUUUCCAAAGAAACUUGUUUGAAUGGUAAAGUUGCCCACUUUGGGUGACUUUCUUUAAUGAGCCAGUUAAGGGAAACAGCUGCUUUUGUGCUUCUUUCAAUGUCAUAAAUUAUAUUUUAGAUGUUUUCUACUCUCUGGAUGGGUUUGGCCUUCUCUUCUAUAGGAGAGAAGCAGAAUAAUUUUAUUUCCCCUUCCAGCAGCAAGAUGAAGCUGUUAAAGUUUGAGAAUUUUUCUUGAACUAUGUGAUUAGAGAGAUUGCUUGGUUGAUUAUAUUCAUAUAUAGGAAAUUAGAUUAUUUAUUGAAGGUGAAAGACACAUUGGAAAGAACUUAGAUCACAAGCAAAUAAGCCUGGAACAAAAACUUUCAAAUUUGUAAUAGGUAGGAUGGUAUUAUCUGGAAUUAUUUAUUGGGUAUUUUUUUUCCCCCUGAAGUGUUGGCUCUUCCCCAGCCUGGCCAAGAAGUGAGCAGCUUGUCCAAAGGUUGGGAAGUAAUGACCUGAAGCCAUUCUGCUAACCUAGCCUUUUGUCUCUAUUUAUGAUGCCUCUCCCAUAAAACCCUAUUAAGGGCUGGAAGAGGCUGAGCAAAACCUCAGAGCCUAGGCCUUGGUGUCUCUAAAAUGUAUAAUCUUAAGUUGUCAGUUCCUGGUCACUCAACUAAUAAAAGUUAAUUUUUAGAUCUCGAUAAAUAAAUAAAAUCUAGAUAAACUGUAUUCUUAGCAUUCCUCUUAUCUAUCAGUGUAGCAACACUUAUCAAAAAAGGAAAAGAGAGAGUCUGGCAUGAUGUGUUCCUUGAUGCCAUGCUGGUUUGCUAUGAGUACUGCAGCCUUUUCUAGAUACUCAUGGACGAUUUAUUUUCUAAUACAUUUUAUUAUUUUGAUAGGUAUCAAAGUUAAUCUCUCUGGCCUGUAUAGUUCCCUUUGUUGAAAAUCAGUACUUUACCCUUCUCCAAGUCUGGGGCACUUCUAUUCUGGAAAGUGUUCUAGACAGAAGAGAUCUGGUUUCAAGUCCUUCCUCUGACAGUAGUUAUGUGAUGAUCAUGGGCAACUCAUGUAAUCUCUCUGACCUUGUUUCCUGUCACUAAAAUAUAUUUGUAUUUACUUCACAGGGUUGUUAUGAGGUGCAAAUAAUGCAUGUAAAGUGCUUUCCAAAUCUUAAAUAUAUAAAUAUUAACUAUUUCAUAUAUCACAGAAAGUGGUUUAGCAAUCAUAUCCUCCAAGUCUUUUAAGUGAAGUACCCUGGAAAGUAGUUCAUGUGGGCCUAGUUCCUUGAAUUUAUUUAGUCAUGAGUCCUCAAUAUAUUCUUGCUUAUCUUAUGUUUCUAUUUGUUAUCCACUUUUGUCUGUCCUUUCCAGUCCAAAGACUAUUCCAUUUAGAAGAGAAAUAAAGAAUUGAGUAAUUUUGCCAA
Molecule: messenger RNA, 3279 nt
Organism: Trichosurus vulpecula (common brushtail)
Lineage: Eukaryota; Metazoa; Chordata; Mammalia; Diprotodontia; Phalangeridae
Gene: SEPHS2
Product: selenophosphate synthetase 2
Exons: 1
Biological process (GO): L-selenocysteine biosynthetic process
Cellular component (GO): cytoplasm
Molecular function (GO): ATP binding; selenide, water dikinase activity
Source: RefSeq, a predicted model, not a curated record